UUGGAUUUGCUCUGUAUAUAUCUUGGCACUUUUCUAUAACGUAGGCGGGAAAAGUGAAAGAGAUUUACAUUAAUUUUAGUGUAAUAAUAAAUAUAAGAAAUGUCAUUUGGCGGAGGUUUUGGUACUUCGACGCCGGCUUCAGCUCCUUCAUUUAGUUUUGGACAAACAGCAAGUUCCACUCCAGCUGCAAAACCAGCUGGCUUUGGAACACCGUCUUUUGGAUUCGGCACAAGUACUCCGGCGACAAGUACUCCCUCAUUAUUUGGAACUCCAGCUCCUCAAAGUGCCGGUUUUGGAACUGCAGCUGGUUUCGGUACUCCCACAGCAACUGGUUUCGGAGCAACCACAACGAACACUAAUACAUUUAGCACUCCUUCAACAAGUUUUGGAUUUGGAACACCAGGUGCAUUUGGAUCCACGCCAGCCACCUCAACAGGUUUUGCUGCUCUUUCUACUCCUGCUCCAACAAGUACUAUUGGUGGUUUUGGAGGUUUUGGUGGUUUCGGAACAACAGCUACAACUACAGCACCAAGUUUAUUUGGAGGCUUUGGGACCACAAAUACAUCGACAACAGGUUUUGGAACUUCCACUGGAUUCGGUGGAUUUGGAGCCAAACCCGCGACAACCACUGCUACUGGAUUUGGUGGAUUUAGUACUGGCACAGGAUUUGGGGGUUUUGGUGGAGGAUUAACUCAACCACAACAGCAAACACAGCAACAGCAACAACAAACAACCGCAAACACUAUUUCAGAAGCGCUUUAUAAUGCAGUCUUUAAUUGUCAAUUAUUUAAUGAUGAGCGCGAUAGUACAAUCGCAAGGUGGAAUCUGAUACAAGCAUUGUGGGGUACGGGAAAAGCGUAUUAUUCUGUAAACGCAGCACCUAUAGAACUAAAUCAAGAAAAUCCGUUAUGUAGAUUCAAAGCUAUUGGCUACAGUCGAAUGCCAGAUGCAGACAAUAACGAAGGUCUCGUUGUUCUCUGCUUCAAUAAAAAGGAACAAGAAAUAAAAGAUGGAAAGCAGCAUUUGAUAGCCUCUUUAAAUACAAUAUUAGGCAAUAAACCAAAUCUCACUGUGACCGUUGAUUCAAUAAAAUCAACCGGUGAGACUAAAUGUCAAUCCACAGUUUUCGUCUCAGAAAAGGGAGUAACUGGUACAUCGAGGAAAAUUCCCGCUAAUGAAUUAUUUGCUUAUUUCACUCAAACAAUGCAAAAACAACAACUUGUUCAAAUGGGCGUAGAUAAUAUUUAUCCCUUUGUUAAACUUGAACCAACACAGCUAAAAGAAUAUCUCGAAAAUCCACCGUGCUCAAUUGAUCCGCGUUUGUGGAAACAAGCACAGUUGGAUAAUCCUAAUCCAGAUUUAUAUAUACCUGUUCCAAUGAUUGGAUUCCAUCAAGUAAAACAUAGGUUAAAAUGUCAAGAAGAAGAAACUGCGAGGCAUAGAGCUUUUCUUGAUAUGGCAGCAGAAAGAAUACAAGAAUUGCAGAGACAACAUACAGCAACGCAAGCAAAAUUGAAAGACCAUCGUCGAACACUUUUGGAACUUCAGCAUAGAGUACUGCAGGUAUUAGUCCGACAAGAAAUUACUAGAAAAGUUGGUCUCUCCUUACAACCAGAAGAAGAGAUUUUGACCAAUAGGUUUGAAUCAAUGCACUCACAGAUUAGUGCACCAACACAAUUUAAAGGUAGAAUCAGUGAAAUGUUAUCGCAAUUAAGAAUGAGGAGACAUGUUGAUAUUCAAACACAGGAAAGAUACGCAAUGGAUCCAAUUGCUCAAGAUGAUAUUAAAACUUAUCUCAGUAUGGAACAACAAGGCAUGGAACAGUUAAUAGCAACGAUAAAUGCAGAUGUUCAGUGUUUAAAAAUUAUUAAAGACGGUAUGUCUGAACUAGUUGGAAAUCAUGGUACUUCCUGAAAUAAAAUUAACAAUUGACGUUAUUUAAGGUAAAAUCUUUUGUUACAUCGUAUUCGCACAUAAUGACGAAAUGUUUCACUUUGUGAAAUUUACCAACUCAAAGGUGUGUGAAUUUUCUCGAUUGUUAUUACUAAUUUCCCCAGGUAGUUAAUUAAUAAUUAAAUUUUUUAAUUACGAGAAAUUCAUUUUCAUACAAAAUGUGAUAUGAUUUAGUUUGAAAAAGUAGAUAGGCAAGUGAAAUAAAAUCAUUUUCUAUUUCUUCGACGUUAAAAUAACGAUAAUAAACUAUCGCUAUCACCGAAUUAAGUUAAUUGAGGAGUUAAGGAAUUAAGGUAUUUUUGUAACGCCAUAAAGAUUAAUAAAACUCCUUUCGUAUAAA
Messenger RNA from Leptopilina boulardi, 2293 nucleotides. RefSeq names its product nuclear pore complex protein Nup54 (gene Nup54). Gene Ontology annotation, molecular function: structural constituent of nuclear pore. The coding region runs from base 100 to 1914 and encodes 604 amino acids. The record is from RefSeq and is a predicted model, not a curated record. Gene Ontology annotation, biological process: NLS-bearing protein import into nucleus; nuclear pore organization; protein localization to nuclear inner membrane. Lineage: Eukaryota; Metazoa; Arthropoda; Insecta; Hymenoptera; Figitidae. The transcript is spliced from 5 exons. Gene Ontology annotation, cellular component: nuclear pore central transport channel; nuclear pore.